UGAAUGUGUGUCUCUGCAGCUGUUUGCACGUCUGGAGGCUCGUCGCAGUCUGAAAGAAAUCGAACCUCGUCUGUUUCCUGAAGAUGGCGGACCCGACCACGGUGAGGUGGUGGAGCUGUAUGGAACAGAGGGAACAGGUAAGACGGAGCUGCUGUACCACCUGCUGUGUCGCUGUGUGUUGCCGAAGGCUGCUGGCGGACUGGAGGUUGACGUUGUGUUUGUGGACACUGACUACAGUCUGGACAUGUUACGACUGGUCAGCAUCAUGGACAACAGACUGAACACAGCCCUCUCUACCAGCUCGCCCUCAGCCGAGUCAGAUGAGGAGGCGCUGCGUUCGUGUCUGUCUCGCCUCCUGGUAGUCCACUGCUCCUCCUCCUCCCAGCUCCUCCUCACCCUGCACUUCCUGGAGAACUCCUUCUCAUCUCGGCCUGGUCUGGCACUCCUCCUUUUUGACAGCAUCUCUGCUUUCUAUUGGCUGGAUCGCUGUGAGGGAGGGGCCAGCUUUGCCAAGCAGGAGGAGAAGCUCAGCAAAUGUUCAGAGCUGCUGGGCCGACUGCUCAGGGAUUACAGAAUCACUGUCUUUGCCACCUGCCACGCCACCAGGAGGAGCCACAGUCGACCCUCCUCGGACUCAGACAGACCAUACCUCUGUCGCCCCUGGCAACGACUGGUGACCCACCGGCUGCUGUGCACACGACAGGAGGCUCCAAAUAACGUGGCCACCACAGCAGGAAGCAGCGAGGAGCAGAGGAGGCGACAGGUCUUCACUGUCCACUGCACCUCCUGUGGGACCAAGGCUCCAAGGAGCAGCUCCUUCUACGUGACAGAUGGAGGAGUGGAGUUCACCUGAGUUUCUCCUGUCUUUCAUCAGUGGAGUUCAGAAGGGUUUGUAGAGAAGCAGGAGGAGUUGUAUUGAUUUUCUUCUCUGUUGAACUGAUCGAACCUGUUUACUGAAACUGAACCUGUGACUCAACAAGAUAAUAGAAUAAAAAAGAAAAUACCUGA
Molecule: messenger RNA, 1008 nt
Organism: Paralichthys olivaceus (Japanese flounder)
Lineage: Eukaryota; Metazoa; Chordata; Actinopteri; Pleuronectiformes; Paralichthyidae
Source: RefSeq, a predicted model, not a curated record